AUGGUUCGAUUAAAUGCCCUCGCCCUCGGGGCUCGCAGCUUGCGCAGCCGUCCAGCACCCCGUCUCCGCCAAUUCGGAACUUCCGCCCCCAAAGCCAAAGAAAAUGCCUCAUUCAAAAGCCAACUCUACGAAAGCACCCAGCAACGACUGAAGCGCGAGCGCGCCGAGCAAGAGAAAUUCGCCCAGCUGCAAACCCAAUCCCCAGCCGGCCGCAACGCAGCUCUCAUCUUCGCUCUUGUAUUCUUCUCAACGGGCGCCUACUACCUCGGAUCCCUCAAACCCGCCGCACUCCCCUCAGCCUCGACAACACCACUCUCUGAAGUUGACGCAAUCAAACACAACGUCUCCCCCUCGAACCUGCAAGCCGCAUGGGCGGACUUCGUCGAGAUUCUUGGCUCAGAGAAUGUAUCCACAGCAGCCGGCGACUUGGAGUCGCAUUCCGGCUCGGAUUGGUCUUCGUAUUCUGCCAAGGCCGACGAGAAGCCCUUUUUGAUCCUCUACCCGAGUUCGACAGAAGAGGUAUCGCGCAUUAUGAAAGUUUGCCACCAGCGCGUGAUCCCCGUGACACCGUACUCCGGCGGAACCAGCUUGGAAGGUCACUUUGCGUCGACGAGAGGUGGUGUUUGUAUUGAUUUCCGGCGCAUGGAUAAGAUCUUGCAGUUGCAUAAGCGGGAUUUGGAUGUUGUUGUGCAGCCUGCGCUUGGAUGGGAGGAGUUGAAUGAGGUCAUUGGUGAGGAUGGACUUUUCUUCCCACCUGAUCCAGGUCCUGGAGCGAUGAUUGGUGGUAUGGUGGGGACGGGGUGUUCGGGGACAAAUGCUUACCGAUAUGGAACUAUGCGCGAGUGGGUGUUGUCGCUGACGGUGGUGCUGGCUGAUGGGACUGUUAUUAAGACUCGGCAGCGGCCUCGCAAGUCCAGCGCUGGGUAUGAUCUCACUAAGCUGUUUGUUGGAAGUGAGGGGACACUCGGUCUGGUGACGGAGGCGACGCUGAAGUUGACGGUGAAGCCGCAGAGCCAGAAUGUGGCUGUUGCGAGCUUCGGGACGAUCGCCCACGCUGCUGAAUGUGUGACGAACGUCGUUGAGGCUGGUAUCCCUGUUGCUGGUGUUGAAAUCCUGGAUGAUAUCCAGAUGAAGUGCAUCAACGCCAGCAAGACUACCAGUCGUCAGUGGAAGGAGGCUCCUACUCUGUUCUUCAAGUUCACUGGAACCCCGGCUGCGGUCAAGGAGCAGAUCGGCUUGGUUCAAAAGAUUGUCUCCAGCGCUUCCGGCAAGUCUUUCGAGUUCGCUAAGGGCGAAGCUGAGAUGACUGAGCUCUGGAGUGCCCGCAAGCAAGCACUGUGGAGUGUCAUGGCUAUGAAGAGGACUCCCGACGACCACGUCUGGACCACCGACGUUGCGGUGCCUAUGAGCCGACUGCCUGAUAUUAUGGAGGCUACCAAGGAAGACAUGACGAAGAACGGACUCUUGGCCGGUAUCUGCGGCCACGUUGGGGAUGGAAACUUCCACGCCAUCAUCUUGUUCAACGACAACGAGAAGAAGAAGGCCGAGGGCGUUGUUCACAGAAUGGUGAAGCGCGCAGUGGAGAUGGAAGGCACCGUCACCGGUGAACACGGUGUUGGCCUCGUCAAGCGAGACUACCUCGAGCACGAGUUGGGCGAAACUACAGUGGACGCCAUGCGCCGCCUAAAAUUGGCCCUUGAUCCCCUACGCCUGCUCAACUGCGACAAGGUUGUCCGCACCGAGCAGCCCGCAGCCGGAGAAGUCAAGGAAUGGUAG
Molecule: messenger RNA, 1776 nt
Organism: Penicillium brevicompactum
Lineage: Eukaryota; Fungi; Ascomycota; Eurotiomycetes; Eurotiales; Aspergillaceae
Product: Vanillyl-alcohol oxidase C-terminal subdomain 2
Exons: 4
Coding region: 1-1776 (591 amino acids)
Biological process (GO): lactate catabolic process
Cellular component (GO): mitochondrion
Molecular function (GO): FAD binding; D-lactate dehydrogenase (NAD+) activity; D-lactate dehydrogenase (cytochrome) activity
Source: RefSeq, a predicted model, not a curated record